This is a messenger RNA of Schizosaccharomyces octosporus yFS286, 2297 nucleotides long. Its product is annotated as ARS binding protein Abp2. The transcript has a single exon. NCBI's taxonomy places the organism in Eukaryota, Fungi, Ascomycota, Schizosaccharomycetes, Schizosaccharomycetales, Schizosaccharomycetaceae. The record is from RefSeq and is a predicted model, not a curated record. The coding region runs from base 537 to 2114 and encodes 525 amino acids. Gene Ontology annotation, molecular function: DNA replication origin binding.
UAUAGGUGACAACUCAAAAGUAACAAAUGCGAAUCUUUUACACGUUUUGACUAUCAUUUCUUUUGUUUACCAUUCUCCAUCUUCCUGAUACUUUUUGUAUACCUUUCUUCAUAAAGGCUGCCUUGCUUCUUUCUUUUACUGUAUUCUGUAUAUUUUUUAACCUCAUUUCAGUGGAAUUGUGAAAUACGAAGUUUGGCUAAUGAAGCUUGGCAAUUAAAUACAUGGCUGUUUAAGUUGUCUAGGAAGGAAACACAUUUGAAGUAUUUAUUGAAACAUAAUUUGCUGCUACUCCCAUAAAAACUCUUAUGUUUUCUUCAGGCAUCCUGUUCCAAAAAUCUUCAGCUGGUCUGUCGGGAAACAACUCAAGGUACGGAUAAAACUACAAAUUUAAAGAUUAUAUCUUUUCGGGUGGAAUUUAUCUUCUUUAUUUUUCCCUUAAGUAAAUUGAUCUCCUGUGAUUGCAUACUUUCCAAAUCAUUCCGUUUCAAAUUCGGGCAUUAUAUCACACUAGAAACAUUCUUAUCUGGAGAAAAAGAAUGAACUUCUACACACUAUUACCUUCUAGGCUCGAUAUCAAUGCGGACAACAUAACGGAAAAGUUUUGCCAGUUCUGUUUAUGCUGCAAUCCUUGGUAUGCAGGGGCAGAUACAAGACAACUAGCGACUGCAUUUAAUUCAAUUCCAAAAUCUGAAGGCCAAAAGUUUGACAUUUGGGUCUUAUUUCUAUUAAUUCGGCAAUACCAUCAGAAAGUGAUUAGCUCUUGGUCUAAACUGGUUGGUUUCUUGGGCGUUGAAAGAAAGGAUGAGCAAUCUAGUCAAAAAAUUCAACAAUAUGUUGUUCGUUUGAAACGGUGGAUGAAUCAAAUGCAUGUGGACGCCUUCUUUGAUUAUCUUUUGAACCGUCCCAAUGAAUAUUAUUUGGAAAUCCCGGAAAGUCAACCUCAGUUACGAUCUAAUGUUAAUAUUAAUGAUGAUUUGGUAAUCAAAGGGUUACGUGCUGGUUUGGUUGCUCAUCAUAGCAAUUCAAUGGAAGUACUGCACGCUUCCGGUUCUCCAUCCAACUGGAUGUCUUCGACGGAUCACAAUUUAGGAACUGAUAGUCAAAGCCUUGGUUUCGUCCAUGAUGACUCUGAAAACUGUCCAACUCCUCAUUCACUUUUAAUGCCUACAUCACAAAACAUUGCUGUUGAUCCUGUCGAACAUCAACGAAACCACCCUUCAAAUAUUCCAAGUUCAUCACUUCAACAAAGUACGAAUAUGUUUAAUUCGUCAAAUGAAUCAACCCAAUUACCAAGGAGGACGACUGAUUCCAACAGACAUGAAAAUUCUUUCCAAGAUUCAGAAUCUGUAAACGUUGCCGAUACAAUAGAUCCCGCCAACAGUUGGCAACAGUGGCCAGAUGAGUUACGAAACGUUGCUUCACCAAAAGAAAGCGACACCCUGAGUGACUCUUGGUCUAGAUCUGCAAAUGUUGAUGCCGAUAGUUUUGAGCAAGAGAAGGGUAUUCCGCGGAAAAGAGGUCGUCCCCCAGGUGCAAGAAAUAAAUUAAAACAGUUGCAUUCCGAAGUAUCGAUUCCAAUAAACAUAGAUACCGGCUGGUAUGAACGUUUUGAUAAGUUAAUGCACGCUCAAAAUACUAUGCUACGGGCUGCUUUUUCACAUGCAGCUCAUUUACCAACAGAAAAGGUAAAUUAUUUACUCAAUAGCUACACAGAUGAAAUUUCUACUUACAUACCCACAAAUGUUCCUUCCUCAAGGGUUAACAACAUGAGGAACAUUUCUCAUACCAUGUUAGCUCUCGUUUCCUCCCCACUUGAAAUUAUCGAAGCUAAUAAUGACAGACUCAUAUGGUCUGUUCACCAGGGGCCCCUCAGUGCAACCGUAUGUCAUACAUUCAACUCCGAAAAAACUCCUAAUUUACAAGCUUUGACAGAGCCUACUAUUCUAAAAGAUGCCACGGUUCAAAGAACGAACUCUGCCGUAAGUACUUUGGGAUCCCUGGACUCGGUGUCAACAUUAAAGCUAGAAAUCGCAAAGCUGAAUGCCGAGUUACGCCAAAAGAACAAUGAGAUUGAAAACCUGAAACGGAAAGUUAUGAAUGCUAUUUUCAAUUAGAUCCCUCUUUUAUUUUUGUAUUCCGUAUACCUUUACGAGACUAAUUUAAAAGUAUUACAUUUUUACAGUUUUUUGUUUGAUAUUUAUCUAGAUAUGAAUCUAAUAGCUAGCUAUUAUUUAAUAAAUAAAUCUAAUUAUGAAUAAACUACUUGCUUUUCGGUGUACUCAACGAGAACUCCCUAG